AAAAUUAGCCGGCCAGCUUUGGAACUGAUCGAGAAACUGCUGCCGAGUGGGUGGGAGAGGUCUGUGUGCAUGGUGCACAUGAAAACGCAAGGAAGAAAGGAGGAGAACGCUGAAAUAUUCCUCCUUGGGUGAAAAGAAGUCUCACAGUUUCACAGUCCACCAUGGCGGACGAACAAGAGAUAAUGUGCAAGCUAGAAAACAUCAAAGAAAUAAGGAAUAAGACAAUUCAGAUGGAGAAGAUCAAAUCUCGACUGAGGAGUGAGUUUGAAGCUCUGGAGUCAGAGGAGAAGCACCUGAGAGAGUACAAACAGGAAAUGGAACUUCUGCUGCAGGAGAAAAUGGCUCAUGUAGAGGAGCUGCGUCUCAUACAUGCUGAUAUUAAUGUGAUGGAAAACACUAUCAAACAGUCUGAAAGUGACUUGAACAAACUGCUGGAAACAACCAGACGUCUCCACGAUGAAUACAAGCCGCUGAAAGAACACGUGGAUGCCCUGAGGAUGACCCUCGGCUUACAGAGACUCCCCGACCUCAGCCAGGAAGAGGAGAAGCUCUCAUUGGACUACUUUGAAAAGCAAAAAGCUGAGUGGCAGACAGAACCCCAGGAGCCUCCUAUCCCAGAAUCCCUUGCGGCGGCGGCAGCUGCAGCCCAACAGCUUCAAGCUGCACGGAAACAAGACGCCAGGCAGACAGCGACGUUCCGCCAGCAGCCGCCACCUAUGAAGGCUUGUCUCUCCUGCCACCAGCAAAUCCAUCGGAAUGCACCGAUCUGUCCUCUCUGCAAAGCCAAAAGUCGCUCACGCAACCCUAAAAAGCCCAAGAGAAAACCAGACGAGUAGCAUGCACAGCUCCUAACAACCACAGAAAAAGCUUAACACACACAGCCCCAACAGAAAACAAUUUACUCACAUAAACACACUCACUUACACUCUCAUGCAUGCACAUGCCACACAGUCACUGCGCAUCUAUACACACUUAACUGAAGGAAAGGACCAUCUGCAGUCUGAUAACUUGACCUCUUAUAAUGAUCCUGUAGUUAAUCUGUCUUCCUGCUUCAGAGGACAUGAGGUCUCAGUUUUUCAUUUCAUUUUUCUAUUAGUGAAACCAUUAAGUGAUAUUGUGUUUGUACUGUGUCUGUAUUUAGUCCGUAGUGGAAAUGGAUGCUGGCUUAGAAAUUUUGAGGUGUACUAUUCUGUGUGGGGUUUAAUUCUAGUGCAUUAGUUAAAACUAAAUUCUCUAAAGUGGCUUUAGUCAAUAGAGCUGUUUGUAAGGUAUUCAAUUAAUGCUUAAACUGAUCUUUAAAUAAUUAAUAACGGGAUGAUUUUGCAUAUGUCUUUUAAUGUUUUUCCUCAUGAUAACAGUGCGAAUUGUUUUUCUUGUAUUAUGUAACCAUGACUGUCCCAGACCAUGUCAGUGUUGUAGAAUGUCUUGAGG
Molecule: messenger RNA, 1431 nt
Organism: Sinocyclocheilus anshuiensis
Lineage: Eukaryota; Metazoa; Chordata; Actinopteri; Cypriniformes; Cyprinidae
Gene: zc4h2
Product: zinc finger, C4H2 domain containing
Exons: 6
Coding region: 162-836 (224 amino acids)
Biological process (GO): positive regulation of neuron differentiation
Cellular component (GO): nucleus
Source: RefSeq, a predicted model, not a curated record